UUACUCCUAGUCAUUAUCAGCAUCCAUUUAUGUAUAAUCGUUAUAUCUAUAUCAAUAUACUAAGUUGAAUAAAGAUGAAAAAAUAAUGACUAGGAGUCAUUAUUCAGGACAAGUUUUCCUAAAAAAAUAACCUGAUCAUAUAUUGAUAUAGCCGCCAGCAUCCAUUUAUGUAUAAUCGUUAUAUCUAUAUCAAUAUUAAUAUACUAAGUUGAAUAAAGAUAAAAAAAAAAUAAAGGAAAAAAAUGAAGCCAUUAUCAGCAGAGUGCCAAAAUCAAGAAAAUGCGGCAUUUUUAGGAAAAUUUGCCCUGAAUAAUGACUCUAGUCAUUAUCAGCAGCCAUUUACGUAUCAUUGUUAUAUCUAUAUAUAUUUGUCACUUUCCAGACGAGAAACCAAACCCAAGAAAGCCACGACGGUAAACUUCACCUUCACCACCAUGUGCACGUUAGAAAAGAUGGGCGGGAUCUUCCUCCUAACCCUAACCGGAGUCGACGAGCACCGGCUCAACCCGGCCGUCAUCGGCUCGCUCCGUUCGUCCCUUCGACAGGUCAAGGACCAGUCCACUCGCGGCUCGGUCCUCGUCACCAGGAAUCAAGGCAAGUUCUUCUCCAACGGCUUCGACCUCACGUGGGCCAAGUCCUCCGCUGCGUUCAGCGGAGGAUCCGCGUACGACCAGUUGUUUAACUUGUCGGAGCUUUUCAGGCCGCUGGUGGCGGACUUCGUGUCGCUGCCAAUGCCGACGAUCGCCGCUGUGACAGGACAUGCCGCCGCCGCCGGGAUGAUGCUGGUGUCGAGCCAUGAUUAUGUUUUGAUGAGGAGCGAUCGAGGGGUGCUGUAUAUGAGCGAGCUGGACAUGGGUAAGUGUCCGCUUAGGGUUGGGCUCGUGUCGUUCGCUGGCUAGCUCACUGUUUUUUUUUU
Rhododendron vialii is the source of this 916-nucleotide messenger RNA. RefSeq names its product enoyl-CoA delta isomerase 2, peroxisomal-like. The coding region runs from base 243 to 899 and encodes 218 amino acids. The transcript has a single exon. Gene Ontology annotation, biological process: fatty acid beta-oxidation. Lineage: Eukaryota; Viridiplantae; Streptophyta; Magnoliopsida; Ericales; Ericaceae. The record is from RefSeq and is a predicted model, not a curated record. Gene Ontology annotation, molecular function: delta(3)-delta(2)-enoyl-CoA isomerase activity; enoyl-CoA hydratase activity. Gene Ontology annotation, cellular component: peroxisome.